UCGCUGCGUUUCGCUGAACGCUGAACGGCCUAGCUUGUAAGCUGAGAGCAUCCAUGGCGGCGGCCAGUAACGCAGGGUGCAUCCUGGAAGUGGAGCAGCAGGAAGACAGGCUUAGUAAGCUGCCGGAUGAUAUUCUUCUGUCCGUUCUAGAUCGUCUCGACGUACGAGGCGCCGCAAGAAGCAGCAUCUUAAGCAGACGGUGGAGGCAUCUCCCUCUCGCGAUCAGUCGCAUCACCUUAGACGUUAAGCGCCACAAGCUUAAAGACGACGGCUCCAAGUCCGCUCUGUCCAAGAAGGCUCGGACCAACCUGUCCGUGGCAGAAGCAGCAAGGAGCCUGUUGGCACGCAGGGACCAGCGGCAGGCCGUCCGCGUCCUCUACCUGCGAUUCUACCUGGGAGACGAGACCAUGGGCAUCGUCCGCGCCGUCGACGACGCCAUGGCGCGCGGCUGCAGCAUCGGCAAGGCGACAUUCGUGAUCCUGGGCGAGAAGAUCGACACCCGGUGCACGGACGAGGACCUCGCCGGCCACGCUGCGCGCUUCCUGUCCUGCCUGGACGCAUGCCCCCGCGCGUUCGCCGGCCUCACGACGCUGCACGUGGAGAGCGUUAAGCUGGGGCAGCCGGACAUCAACAACCUGCUCGGCACCUGCGGCAGGCUGAAAAGCCUCUCUCUGCUCAACUGCGAUUCAGGCCGCGACACGGCCCUGGUCGUCCAACACCCGCGGAUCGCGGUGCUGAAGCUCGUGACCUGUGGCACCAUCCAACUGAGGUGGCUCCCGGAGCUGGUGAAGCUGACCUGUGAGUGCUGGCUUCCUUCACGAGAUCCACUCUUGUUUGGCCACGUCCCGCGGUUUCGGACUCUAGUACUCGCUACUAACUGCACCAGUGACUACAAGAUACUAAGGUUGAGCGAAUUACUUGACGAGAAUGCUACCGUCCGUGAACUGUGGAUGGGCUUCGACUCCGAGAGGCUCUGGAUUCAGCCGGAGGGCCCGAGGCAACUGGCUCCUCGACUAAGCAACUUGAGGAUUCUGAAUCUCCAGAAGAUUCCUGAAGAAUGCGGCAUCACGUGGACAUUCUUCCUGCUAGAGGCCGCACCUCUAUUGGAGGAGCUCGACGAUUGAGGUAUCGAACCACCAGUGCAACCCAUUGGAGGAUGAGAUGCUAAGGGAACGUCUAGUUUGCAAGAAAACAUUUAUCGAGUGGGAACCAUCUGAUUUCAAGCGAUAUAACUUGGCCGUGCUCACAAUCUAUGGUUUUCGACCCGAGAAGAUAUUCAUGGGGUACAUUACAAGGAUCAUGGAAGUGGCUGUGAAUUUGGAAGAAAUAUCUCUUCAUGAUGAUUUCUGCCAUGAUUGCUGAUUGCAUAUUUUGUCCAUCGACGACAUAUCCCCAGACCAGGACAGAGAGAAACUUGAUACGAAAGGAAAUUAAUGAAGGGAGGUCGUCCCCUAUCAACACUAUCCUGUUCUACGCACGACCGAUGUCUGUACGCGAUGAACCAGUCGAAAUUAUUGAUUGACCAUAUCCUUGAUGUCCC
Molecule: messenger RNA, 1540 nt
Organism: Triticum aestivum (bread wheat)
Lineage: Eukaryota; Viridiplantae; Streptophyta; Magnoliopsida; Poales; Poaceae
Product: F-box/FBD/LRR-repeat protein At5g56420-like
Exons: 4
Coding region: 54-1124 (356 amino acids)
Molecular function (GO): protein binding
Source: RefSeq, a predicted model, not a curated record